UUGGAAAGUGCAGUAGAAGUCAUGAUAUUUGCGAUCCCACAGUAAUAUCAGCUCUUAACAAACACGGAAUAAAUACGAAGAAACCAAAGAGGGAAAUUCUUGCUGACUUCCAAGCAGCCAUAAAAUAUAACGAAAGCAUGAGCAGUCAUGAAGAAGGUGGAAAUUCAGAAGCUAAGAGUUCAAAUGAAAAAUCAUCAAAGUUAACUGCUCCAAAGAUAUGUUACAAGUACAACGGCAAAGGUUGUGAAGCAGACUUUUGUCCUUACAUACAUAUGUGCAGGAAUUACGUAGAACGUAGUUGUAAAUUCGGAAAAGCGUGUAAUAAAAGUCACGAUAUCUGCAACCCAGCUGUAAAAGCAAUACUCGCAAAACAUGGAAUAAAUACGAAUAGAAGACCAAGAGAAAUGUUUGCUGAUUUGCAAGCAGCCGUCAGAAAUGAUGAUAGCAAAAGUUUUCGUGUUGGAGGUGAGGACAGAAAAGCCACAAUAACUGCUUCAAGGAAAAUAAUAUGUCUCUUUAACCUUCGUGGAAGAUGCAGAUGGAACUUUUGUCCAAACGUACAUUCAGAACUACCAUAUCAAUGGAGAUGGAAAAGCCUGUCUGAGAAGGACUGGAAUAUUUUAAGUGAGCACGAAAAUGUACGAAUGGAAUGUACAUACUCUGAUCCGUCUAAUCGAGGAUACACACUCGCUUCUGAGACAGGUGUCAAUAUAACCAUUGACUUUCAAAAUAUGACUGGAACCAGCACCGACAGACAGACCUACACAAGCUGUAUUAUUCGCCGAAUAUCGACACCGUCGGCGGUGGAGUAUACUCGGGAUCGAUGGGCAACUGUAUGGCAAUGGUACUGGCAAAAUGAAGAUGGAAAAUGGAUAAAAUAUGGAAAUAUGACUGGUCCUUCUAACAUCAGGAAAAUAUCGAAUAAUAAUAUUGAACAAGCCUACAUCAACAAUCCAGAAGGUCAGAUAGCAUGUGGUGGGAACAGCAACUUUAUUGAUUUUUCAAGGAUGACGCACAUUGAUGUGGACGAUAAAACCGUAGUAGACGUUUGUCGUAGACCAACUUUCGUUAGUGAAAGGGAGGCAAAAGAAAAAAAACGGCAACUUGACCUCAGACCAGAACAGGAAGUACCGGUAUCUAGUACCGUGGAUAUGUUUGCACCACCACCAAACUGGAAAAUGUCACCAGGAGAAGAUAUAACAGACCAUUGUCAACUUACUACGUUACAGGAUACUGACAUCGAGUACAAGGAAAUUGAAUCAUUCUUUAAUGAAUGUCCACCAAUUUCAGUCCUUAUCAAAUCAAUAAAGAGAAUUGAAAAUGGUGAUUUGUGGGAGAAUUAUGUCUGUAAGCGAACAAAGAUGUUAAAGAGGAAGAGUAAAGAGGAGGUUGGAGAGAGACGAGUGUUUCACGGUACAAAGAACCAGUUUGUCGAUCCAAUCUGGCACCAGGGGUUUGAUUUCAGACUAAGUGGACAAACAACAGGCACGGUAUAUGGUAAAGGAUGUUACUUUGCGACAUCUUCUAAAUACGCCGACUAUUACGCAGAGGUAGGGGCGGAUAUUGCAAUGUUUGUUGUGAAAAUCUUACCGGGUCAUAUGUACGUGGAAGAAGCGAAUACAAGCGACCUCCACACAAAGACGAGGGAAACACAUCCAGUGAGCUCUACGAUUCAUGUGUUGAUGACGAAAGCAAUCCACAAAAGUUCAUUAUAUUUGAUAACAAUCAAAUAUACCCGGAAUAUCUGAUUACGUACACUAAUUCGUAUAGAUCUAGUUUAAUGUACAAGUAGUAUUUAUAGAGAUAUCUAUUUGAUUCCUUAUUUUGUUUGAGUUAAACUCACAUUUACAAUUCUGUUGCAAGUCUGCAAGAGUUGCAAAAAUUAUGAUAAAAAAAACGCCAAAAAACUACAACAAAAAACAAAAACCAAAAAAAAAAAAACAAAAAAAAAAACAGCAGCUGAAUUAAUUUAACUGUCUUAAGAUUCAAAUUGAUGUUGGUGAGUGGUCGGAAAAUCGGGAAAGAGGCCCAAAAUCAGAACUGUAAAUUGCAUCAAUUUCUUUCUUUUAUUAUUUCUUAUUUUGCUAUGUGUGUUAAAAAAGAAUGCUUCAGUACUUACGUCUCUAGCAGUGAGCGUUCCAGCAUGUGUCUGUGUAUGUUUGCGCAUGUGUAUGGGCAAAAGUGCGUGCGUGCCUAAAAUACAAAUGAUAUUGGUCAAAUGGUAGAUAAAUAUGGGUUAAUUAGCUGGGAUAUGGUCUGUUUUAUUUAAAAGCCUUCUCUGAUUCACAUUUGCUCGUUUUAGCAAAAAUGUAUCAAUUUGUGUAAAGAAAGGUGAAAGAUAGUAAAUCAUGUUUCACCAAUCACUGGUUCACCAAACAUUGCAUGUGUAUCCAUUUUUGUUGACCUCAAUAGUUUUGUAAUAUUCCUUAUAUCUGUAACAGAACUUAAAACAAAAUACUUUAAAUAUUAUGUUAGAUGAACUCGUUCGCCUUUAUCCCGAUAAAUUAUUCAUGACAUUUGUUUUAGUAUACAGGUGGACUAAGUGCAUUUGACGGCCAUCCUGGUAUAGAAAAUAUAGGACAACUAGAUACACUAAAGGAUUACAUGUUCUAACACUUAUUUUAAUCAAUGAAUGCACUUUUUUGGCAGCUAUAUACAUGUUUGAUGUACGAAUUUGUUUAAUUUUAUUUGAUUUUGUUCUAUUUAUUUCAUAUAAUCAAUUUCUCUUUUUCUUAGCACGUAUCGAAAUGUGUAAAUGUUUGUAUAGAAUUUAAUGAAUUCAGAUAAAAGCUCUCUUUGUAGAAAUUUGUUUAAAUUAUUUUUAAAAGUGCUUAAUCUUGAAAACAUUAAUAUACAUAUCACGGUGAAGUAUGAUAUGAAAACUUUGGGAUGAGUUAAAACUGAAAAUCAGACGGCAUUUAAUUGAUAAAUUUUCAACAACUUACUAUAUAUUAUUGUAGCAAAGUCAAUUUUCACUUGUAUGAUUUCAAUUUAUAAACUAAUUCAAUGUAUGUGUCUGUAUGUACAUAUCCUUCCAUUUGUAUCAGUACUCCGUAGUAUUGUUUCUAUAUUCUGUGAUGUUGUAUUGUGCUGUCUUUUCCUGUCCAGUUAUGUGUCUAUAAUUCAACGUCAAUUAGUGAGGCGUGACUUAUCCGCUAUCCUCAGUGUUUACCGCAGUAUUGUUAUGAGCUAAAAGUGCAGACAUGCCUCGAUGCAUACAGUUGAUCUAUAACCGUAUAUAAAUUAAUUUUGUAAGAGAGAAUACGCUUUGCAUUCUGCACGAACAGCAACAUUUUGGCGGGAACUAACGUUUGCACGGCCCUCUAUACAUCAUACUUCAGAAUCGGUUCAUAGUAUAUGAAUACAAGUUCCUAGCUACGUUAAUUUAAAAAGCAGUUGUAUUCAUAGUAAACUGUCCUUACCUUUGGACAACUGACUAUACUUAAUAUUUAAGUAUACUAUAAUUCAGAGACGUAUCUGGUAAGAUAUUUCAUUUGCAAUUGUUCUACUAGUAAUAACCGUGAGAGAUGUAUUGUUUUGUAAAAUCUGAGUAUUUCCUCUCCUUGCUAUUAUUGUAUUACAAUUCGUAUUGUUUCUUG
This is a messenger RNA of Mercenaria mercenaria, 3599 nucleotides long. Its product is annotated as protein mono-ADP-ribosyltransferase PARP12-like. The transcript has 9 exons. The record is from RefSeq and is a predicted model, not a curated record. Bases 138 to 1748 code for a protein of 536 amino acids. Gene Ontology annotation, molecular function: NAD+ poly-ADP-ribosyltransferase activity; metal ion binding. Lineage: Eukaryota; Metazoa; Mollusca; Bivalvia; Venerida; Veneridae.